Messenger RNA from Acanthoscelides obtectus, 5872 nucleotides. NCBI's taxonomy places the organism in Eukaryota, Metazoa, Arthropoda, Insecta, Coleoptera, Chrysomelidae. The record is from the annotation of a GenBank genome assembly.
AUAUUUUUAAAUUUUGUAGAUAAUAAUGUACUAUAGAGAGACGAGUCUUAUAUCAUACCUUUGAUCCGAAGACAAUCAAUCAUCUAUCUAUCUAUCUAUCUAACUCGGAAACCAUUGAUUGGAAGCAUUUUGAUCAAAAAGCAUCCUAAAAUUCCAGCCAAUUUGACCGAGAAUUAGCGUGUAGAAGACCUGUUCUAAUUUUCUAAUUGUUAAAAAACACUUUGGUGUAAGUCACCUAAUUUCCUUAAGUGGUAUAAAUUAAGUUAGAUACAUCAGCCACGUAAUACCUCCUACCAGGAGGAUCUAGAAAAGCAUCAACUUUCGAAUGGACAAUUAGUGAAGAGCGAAGAAGCCGAGUGUAUGAAAGUGGCCUGCUGCAGACAACGACAUGUGGGUGUACCUUUUCAUCAGCUUAUGUACUUUGCGCAGUGCUAGUGCGGAAUUUUCUUCUAAUUAUUUUUGUGCGGAUAUCAACCCCCAACAGACUAUGGUAGUGGAUCAGCUGAUGGGGAUGUGGUUCGUAAAAGAAAUCGCCAACCACCUAGACGAAAGACAUCAAGUGCUGAAGGAGAGGUCAUGCCCUAUCGUCCACAUCACAGAAGAUAAAGAUCCAGCUUUGCAAAUCACCCCGCUCCACAAGAACUAUAACUACGGAUACAAUUAUGGUCAAGGAUACACAUACGGCCCUCUAAACGCUCAGCAGCAACAAGAACUAAAACGACGUGAACAAAUCGAGCGGCAACUAGAGUACAAUAGAAAAGUCAUAUACGGCGAUCGCGAUCGAAACCCCUACAACACUGAUCGUUAUAACAAUGACAGAUACAACACUGAAAAAUAUAAUGCAGACCGUUACAACACUGAUCGUUACAAUACUGACCGAUACAACACUGAACGGUUGAAUCACCACCAUGGCAAGCAUAUUAUGAGGAUGAGACACUUGAGGUUACAUUGGGACGAAAACGGUGUCGAGAACACCGAGUUCAGAUUGAGGUACAAUGAGUCGAAGCCUGGGCUGUGGAUCAGUUCUGGACCUGAAACUGGAGGUGCCACGCUUUCCCCAGCAUUCAGCCACUUUGCUGGUACAAUUCAAGUUCUGAAAGUGGUAGGCGAUCAUAUGGUGCUCAAUUUUUGCCACCAGCUUCCAGAACGACAACUUUACACCGUAUUGCUAUCCAGACAACUAUUCCUGCCGAAAAAUGAAAUCCAGGGGGUGCAUAAUAUGCUGAACAGAAAAGGACUUAGUACUAAUUUUAUUACGCAAGUUUGCAAUGGUUGUAGUUUAAACUCCGCUUUUGCUGUUUUGAUAGCGCUAGUUGUAUUUGGCCAGGUGUUCUUGUAGCAGUUGGGGAAUACAUUUUUUUAAGCAAAUUACGCAAAAGGGAGAGAUAGCAAGGAAUACAGAGUUGUAAAUAAAAUGUAUUCGAAAAUGUGAGACAUUUCAGUUUCUAAAAGAUGAAAUAUUAAAACUGCAUUUUAAUACCUUUAACAUUUCGUCUCAGGGUCUUUUUAAUGUUUCGUGCCAGAGGUACUUUGGGAAGAUGUAAGCUGUACGGCUUAAGAAUCGAGUAACUACCAUAAUGAAUAUGUUAAAAAAUAAUUUAUAUUCUAUCAUGGCUAACUGGGCUAACCUACUUUUAAUAACAUAAAUAUUUUCACAGUGAAUCAGUUUGUUGUACACAUUAAAGGAUGAAAUGAUAACACAUUUUGGACUGAUGAAAACACAAUUAAUACCAUUUAAAGUAUGAUAUAAUCACUUCAACAGCAUAACAAUUUAUCUGAAUCAAAUUGUAAGCGUUUUUAUUAUUAUCUCUGGCAUGGCAAAUACGAUGCCGUAUCAUUUAGAUUGAAUAAACAUCGAAUUGUUCUGUCAAUUUGGAUAAUUACAUAUAAGGCUUCAUUCAUAUCGUCAUGAGAUUUUUAUGAAUAAAUGUCCGAGUUUGUACAUUUUACCUAGUUUUUUUGAGAAGUUAUGAUCAGUGCUGGCGAACCGAAAAGGACGAAAUCGGUAGACAGUGGCGUUGAAUUUUAGUAGACGUAUGUUUUUGCAUUGCACGCAGAUACACAAUACAGAUUUUUUGAGGGCAUCUAUUCCUGAAAAAAAUCUCAGGUUCUUUGUUACAACACAUCAUUAAAGCUCAUCUUGCCAUUCUCGUUUAUAAGAUUCUGAAUAUUUCCUGUUUCAUUCCUUACACUUUUAAUUUAAUAUUCAAUUGAAUACAGACGAGCUUUGAUUUCCUUAUUACUGUGCGAUAAUGACGGCGAUCUAGUAUGUACCUGUUGAACACAAACACCAAUAUAGGGAGAGCAGAAUAAGGGAUAAGAGUACCCUUCUCUAUGACUGGUAUGGGGCAUAAAACUAUAUAGACUAGAUAGAAUUCAUUUAUUGCUUUAUUUUUGGUUCCAGCUCUUUUUAUAUGAAAAUAUGGAAAUAUCUGAAUUUCUUUAAAAAAAUCGUGGACAAUGAGGACAAUUUCUAUAAACAAGGUUUCAUUUCGGUAGAAAUACCGAGAAAUCGAUUACAAAAUAUUGUAUCUUGGUACGAAUAUUAACACCCGCCCUCCGCCCCACCCCAGACGCAUCUCACAAUCCUGUCUUCAAUUGUCACAAGGCAUUCUACCUCUAAAUUACUACUAGGAUGUAAAAAAUGUCUGUCAAUAUUACGUCGGUGCCUAGUCUGCCCCUGGCGAUCUAUAUGAGUUUUGAGUUAAUUAUUUGCUACUUACCAAGAAAGGCUCCUACUGGUUACUAAGCUAUCAAAAUUUCGUUGGAUUAUGCAAUUUCGUUCAAGUGACCUAAUAAAAAGCAAAUUCUAGUAGCGUCCAGUAGAUGUCAGUAUCUCCGUAAAAGAGCACCGCAGGAAAUGUUUUUUAUAGGAACUUUUGGAAGUAUUUUUUGUGUACUAAAGGGUGUUCAGAUAAGGACGCUCGAAAGUUAAAAUGGAAAAAAAGGAAAAAAAUUUAAGUCAGCACUAAAAGUCUAUAUUGAUCGUAAAUAGCAUUCGACGACAUUAUGUAUGGAAAAUUAUAUCGUUUAAAUGGCCACCGCGACUGCGCUGUACAGCGUGCAUUCGCAUGGUCCAAUUUUCGAGCACUUUUCCGCACAUUUCAGCGUCUACCUGUCCGAGGACGCGAAUGAUGUUGGCCCUUAAUGCUGCAAUUGUUUGUGGCUUAUCCGCAUACACUUGAGACUUCACGUAGCCCCACAGGAAAAAGUCUAAAGGCGUUAUAUCGCACGAUCUUGGUGGCCAGUGCACAUCGCCGCCGCGCGAAAUAAUGAAACCGUUGAACUUUUCAUGCAGUAAAUCCAGCGUUGCGCGUGCGGUGUGGCACGUAGCGCCGUCCUGCUGGAACCAGAUGUCUGUUAGAUCCAUAUCGUCCAGUUGAGGCCACAGGAAAUCAUUAAUCAUGGCGCGAUACCGAUCUCCAUUGACCGUAAGCGCGUUGCCCAUAGCGUCCUCAAAAAAAUAUGGACCGAUUACGCCGCCAGCCCAGAAACCGCACCAUACAGUCACUUUAGCAGGAUGCAUAGCAAUUGAGCAAGUCACUUCAGGAUUUUGGUCAGCCCAUAUUCGGCAAUUCUGUUUAUUGGCAUACCCAUUCAUCCAGAAAUGCGCCUCGUCGCUGAAGAUGAUUUUUCGUGCAAAUGCAGGGUCGACUUGCAACUGCUCUAGAGCCCAUGCGGCAAAUGUACGGCGCUGUCCAUGGUCUUGCGGUUUCAAUUCUUGCGUCAAUUGAAUUUUGUACGCGUGCAAUUUCAAGUCUCGACGCAUAAUUGUCCAUGUUGAGGUCUUUGGAAGGGCAAGUUCUUGUGCACGUCGCCGCAAUGACUGAUUCGGGUCUAGACGCACGCUCUCUCGCACAGCAGCAAUAUUCGAUUGUUCUUAGUGUUCUUACUGUUCGUUGCCGUACGGGUGUUGUUUGGUCUGCCACUGAGCCAGUUCUCUCAAAUUUAUUGAGCAGACGUCGAAUAGUGGACUCAGCAGGACGGCCAUGCGCACCAUAAAUUGGACGCAAUGCGCGGAACGUUUCACGAACCGAACAUGUGUUUUGAUGAUAAAUUUUCACAAUUUCCACGCGUUGUUGAAUCGUGUACUGCUCCAUGAUUAAAUGUCAAGACUAACUUAAUAACCUCACAAAAUUUGACAGCUGUAUCCCUACCGGUUUGGGCGCGCGCGCCGUUCAAACAUCGAGCGUCCCUAUCUGAACACCCUAUAUAUGCGGCAUAUUCCCUGGUAUAGUGUAUAAUAUGGUUCGUGACCCAACAUGUCUGAAUACGAGAAAAAGUCAGCAUACAUAUAUUGGUAAUGAGUAGUUACAGAAUGUUUUCCUAACAAAUAUUGUGAGCAAUACGUGUGGAUCAACAGGAAAACCCGAUUUGAUCAUCAAGUCGAAGUGAUGUAAUUAUGUAUCGGAAAGCCACAUCAUGUGUUACGACUUAAGGCAGACGUAAUUUUAUCAGCUGUAUAUACAUCUACGAGUAAUACGACGAAUUUCAUACUUGAAAACAAUAGACAGUAAACAUAACCAUAGUGCAUUAAUAUCAGUGGCGUUUUUCAAAAAGAAAAUAUUAAAGUCUAAUUACUUGAACACACAAAAUUGCUCUACUCUAUACCUUCAUUAACUUAUUAUUUUAAUACUGAUACUGAUUGAAAAUUGUAUCAUGCUACUACAAAUUAAUUUUAAGAAUUUCAAUAUGAGUGUCAAAUGGAUAAUGUUAAAAGUAUGACUCGUUAUGUAGUCCUUCUUGAAUACCUCUACAAUAGGGAAAAUUGCUGCAUAUACAGUGGUGGGCGAUCGGUCUGGCGCCCCGUGAACGGUGUAAAAUGCUGGCUACGUUCUGGGCGAAAUUGGCAAGUUUUAGGUGAGCUAUUUAUUUAUUCAUCUCAAAAUUUGCCAAUCAUUAGAUAAUUGCAUGUUUCAAGUUUGGGUAAAGGGAUGCUUUGGAAGUGAAGGAUACCGACCUUCGGUUUUAAUAUUUUGACGGUGAUAAAAUUUUUGUUAGGGCUCUGAAUGUAGAGGUCCAUAAAAUUCCAGCACAGACCCAGAAGAACUGUAUCAUCUUUUUUUCUUGCUUUGCUAUCAAAUAUCCAUAGAUAUGUGUCACAAAUGUUGUGGAUGAUUUCAUAAAACUUAUAAUGUUUGUCCAUCAGAGCCGCCUUAAAACAAGCAUCUUGAUUCGAUAUGUACUUGAUGAUAGUCAUAAAAACACUAUCAAAUAAAAUAAAGAAAGUAUUUCCUGCAAGUACAGGGGGGUAAAACUACACUAUAAACGCAGCUUACGCAAGUAUCAUAUUACAAAGCAAACGACCUUGAUCAUAAAUAUAUUGAUGCGCUACUGUAUAUGUACUAUGAUUGAUCAUCCAAACAAAUAUUUCUAAGUAACAUUAAAACUGAAACGAAUUGGUGAACUGUAAGAUCGUCCAACAUUUUCCUGAAACACAACUGAUAGUUUUCUCAUUCUCACAAACGGAGUUUUCCCAAAUAACAUAUUGUUUAGUAAUUAUUAAAACUUGUAUAUUUUGUAAUGAUUGUAAAAUAUAUACUUAAGUUCGUGAAAGUUUUCCGAUAAAUAACAGUUUUGUAUUUUUUCUAAAUACGAAAUACGUUUAUAGAUCUGUUCGUACCUACAGCUGUCGCCAACCUGUCAGUGAUCGUGUCCAAGAUCCCGCCACACAAAUUCCAUUCAUUCUACUGCGCUAUAUAGACAGAAUUUACAAGGCCAGAUCCCAGACACUGUCACCGACAAGUCACCGACCACUGUACGAACAAACCGUAUAUGAAUUUCUCAUUCUAGCUUGUAUCUUGCAGGAACAAAUGUGUUGUACAGUUCUGUUGUUAUUCAUAGUAAAUAAAUUUGUUUGUUUUAAAAGAAA